Molecule: messenger RNA, 1750 nt
Organism: Silurus meridionalis
Lineage: Eukaryota; Metazoa; Chordata; Actinopteri; Siluriformes; Siluridae
Gene: gtf2h4
Product: general transcription factor IIH, polypeptide 4
Exons: 14
Coding region: 168-1568 (466 amino acids)
Biological process (GO): nucleotide-excision repair
Cellular component (GO): transcription factor TFIIH core complex; transcription factor TFIIH holo complex
Molecular function (GO): ATPase activator activity; double-stranded DNA binding
Source: RefSeq, a predicted model, not a curated record
GUUAGCGCUUCAGCCAAUACAAUUAGCCGGCGGUAUCACGUGAUGAUUCCAACAUGGCGCCGCUCAGCUUCUUCUAACUCACCAUAGCAUCAUGUCAAUAUUUCAUUAUACGCGCUGUGUUUGAUUAUUGGUGAUUGAUUAAAUAAGUUGAGGCAAAACACUCAGAAAUGAAGCUCCGAGUACAACUGCAGUGCAAAAACCUUCAUGAAUACCUGAAGGAACUGAGUCCUGACAUUCUCGACCGACUGUACAACCACCCAGCUACAUGCCUCGCCGUUUACAGGGAGCUCCCGUCUCUGGCAAAGAAUUAUGUGAUGCGAAUGCUGUUUCUAGAUCACCCUCUCCCGCAAGCAGCCGUGGCAUUGUGGGUCAAAAAAGACAGCCAGAAGGAUCACGACCAGUGUGUGUCAGUUCUCACUGGGCUGAGACUGUGGCACAGCCAGCAGCUGCAGGGAGGCCUUCAGGGCAUCGUGCUCAACCCGGUGUUUAAAGAUAACCUGAGGAUUGCGCUGCUCGGAGGCGGUAAGCCAUGGGCAGACGAGGGCAGCAGUCUCGGCCCCGAUCGGCACGCACGGGACAUCGAGAGUCUAGACCGCUAUGCCAUAGAUCGCUGGGAAGUCAUCCUGCACUUCAUGGUGGGCUCCCCGAGCGCAGCGGUCAGCCAGGAUCUCGCUCAGCUCCUUAUCCAGGCCGGCCUCAUGAAGACUGAGGCUGGCGAAGCGCCUUGCAUCACUUCAGCUGGGUUUCAGUUUCUGCUACUCGACACGGCCUCUCAGCUGUGGUACUUCACCCUGCAGUACCUCAAAACAGUGCAGUCUAGAGGGAUGGACCUGGUGGAAAUCCUCUCCUUCCUGUUCCAGCUGAGUUUCUCCACCCUCGGAAGGGACUAUUCUGUCGAGGGCAUGAGUGAGUCUCUACUGACGUUUCUGCAGCACUUACGAGAGUUCGGCCUCGUUUUCCAGAGAAAGAGGAAGUCAAGGAGGUAUUACCCUACUAGACUAGCCAUAACCCUGGCUGCAGGAGUUACCGCCAGGAAUUCAUCAUCCUCCUCUUCUAGUGCUUUGACUUCUUCCACACUAACAGGAGACUCUGGUUUCAUUGUCGUAGAAACCAACUAUCGCGUGUACGCUUACACAGACUCUGAGCUGCAGAUCGCUCUGGUUGCUCUCUUCAGCGAGAUGCUCUAUCGAUUUUCCAACGUGGUUGUGGCGCAGGUCACCAGAGAGUCUGUACAGCAGGCUAUUGCUAACGGCAUCACAGCACAACAGAUUAUCCACUUCCUGAGGACCAGGGCACAUCCUGUUAUGCUUAAACAGACCCCCAUACUUCCUCCGACCAUUACAGACCAGAUCAGACUCUGGGAGCUUGAAAGAGAUCGGCUGCAGUUUACAGAGGGCGUAUUGUAUAACCAGUUCCUGUCGCAGGCUGAUUUUGAGGUUUUGCGUGACAGAGCUCAGGGUUUGGGAGUGCUGGUGUGGCAGAACCCACAGCACAGGGUCAUGGUGGUGACGCCACAUGGACACAGUGAGGUUAAGAGGUUCUGGAAGAGACAGAAGAGCCACACGUAGGAUGAGGAGACUCCACAGGGCAGGGGGCGCAUCGUGACGGAAAGGGUGGCCUUAACUGAAUGAAAUACUGCAUAUAUGGGUUUAAUACAUGUCUUUUCUUUAAGGACGCUGAUGGAGAAUAAAGUUUGGAGAGAUUGAAAUGUAAAAUAUUUGCACUUGAAUAAAACGUUGUUCAUUUGAAA